Molecule: messenger RNA, 1290 nt
Organism: Phoenix dactylifera (date palm)
Lineage: Eukaryota; Viridiplantae; Streptophyta; Magnoliopsida; Arecales; Arecaceae
Product: plant intracellular Ras-group-related LRR protein 1
Cellular component (GO): cytoplasm
Molecular function (GO): protein binding
Source: RefSeq, a predicted model, not a curated record
UAAGAGGCAAAACAACUGCGCCGCCAACCUCCGCCCCCUUGCCUUCCCCUCCCGUCUUCUUUUAAUUCUUAAGCAAGAGAACCAGAUAAGAGGGAGAUGAGGAUGGAGAAGAGGGCACAGGUGGAGAAGGACAAGACACAGAAGGUGGAGAAGGACAAGGCGCAGAAGGUGGAUCUCAGUGGGAUGAGCUUGAAUACCCUGCCAAACCCUACUACCGAAUUGUUCUGCAUCACCAAGCUCGACCUCUCCAACAACCACCUUGAGAGCAUUCCAGAGUCGCUUAUAGCAAGGCUUUUGAAUUUGGAGGUGUUGGACGUGCAUUCAAACCAGCUGAAGGUGCUGCCGAACUCUAUCGGUUGUCUUAUGAAGCUCAAGGUCCUCAAUGUCUCGAGCAACCUUAUUGUGUCCCUUCCCAAGACCAUCGAGCAUUGUAGCGCUUUAGAGGAGCUGAGUGCCAACUUUAACCAGCUGACAAGACUCCCUGACACCAUAGGUUACGAGCUGACCAACCUCCGGAUUCUCUCAGUCAACUCCAACAAGCUGGCCUUCCUCCCAUCCUCCACCUCCCACCUGACCUCUCUGCGCUCCCUCGACGCCCGUCUCAACUGCCUCACCUCCCUCCCCGACGGCCUCGAGAACCUCAUCCGCCUCCAGUCCCUCGACCUCAGCCAGAAUUUCCACCACCUCUGUUCCCUUCCCUUCUCCCUCGGCCUUCUCGUCUCUCUCACCGACCUCGACGUCAGCUACAACAACCUCGCCGCCCUCCCCAACUCCCUUGGCUGCCUCACCAAGCUCCGCACCCUCCAUGUUGAGGGCAACCCCCUCGUCAGCCCUCCCAUGGACGUUGUCAGUCGAGGAGUAAACGCCAUGCGUGAGUACCUAAGUGCAAGGAUGAAUGAGACGGGGAAAAAAGACGGCCAUGCAUCGACCAAGACGUCGUUCAUCGGAAAGUUGGUGAAGUGCACGACGUUCAGCGGUCGGAGGAUAUCAAGCGCUGGGCUAAACGGGGAGAGGGAGGAGUUCUUGCCGCCGGACUACCGCUUGGUCCAGGGAUUUGCAACUCCCAAGCAUGUGGGAACGUUCUCACCCCGCCGACUCUUCUCAUCACGAAAGUCUCGGUCUCUAAAGCUGUAGAAUUGCAUGGCUUGUGUACGUGUUUGGUAUUAAGAUAUGGUGAGAGAAUGAUCGAUGUUGGUUUUACAUUUGCUCGUUGAAGUAUAUAUAUAUAUGUACGUAGAUUCUUGUGGGAGGACAGUCGAGUGAAAUUCUAGUUAAAAGACUUCAGUUUUA